CCAUUUUCAACUGUCACUCGAGUUAAAUCAAAGCACGACCUACGCGCUCAUUUGCAACCGAAUUUUUGUUUCGCUAACUUACGUACAUUUUCUGCGUGUAUUUUGUCACACAGUAAGCAACGGCACUGUGCUCUACAUCGUCUAGUUUUGCUCCACGGAGAUCCGACUCCAUCGCACCAGCAUCCCGAUCUGCGACGCCAUUGUCUUCGAUUGAAAGCAUCACAAAAUGGCAUCUGCACGAGCGUUCGGAAUUCUUAACAACCAAAACCAAGCCAACGGAAAUCAUCACUUUGUCGGAAAGAACCUCAGCUCACUGAAAGGAAGCGAUUCACGGUCCUCGUCCGCUUUCGCACUGAAAGAUCUAACCAACAACAAGGGACAGCAGCGCACCGUUGUACACCAAGAUGGCAAAGGCAAAAGCAUCAUCGGCUCACAGGGCAAGCAGCUAAAAGCAAGUGCGAACAGCAUUAUGCACAAGAUUGGACUGACCAACGAGAAAGCUGCCCCUGCCCGCAAACCAUCCAACAGUGCAGCUGCAUUCGAUACAUUCUCGCCACAGUACGCUGAGUAUGGCUGGGAGCAGUCGAACUGUCUGCGGAACGAUCUGCUGGAACAGAUGAUUGAUUUCACCGGCGUGUCGUGUGCGAUCAAGCGCAAACCUUUACCCCCGAUCACGCCCGGUCCGCUCGAUCUGCCGGAUCUGGAUGAUGUGUCGUGGAACGAGGACAACUUCCGGCCACUGAACGAUCAGCGCUUUUCGUCCGUAAAACCGUUAGAUCUGCCUGCCGACGAUUUUCCGCUGGUCGACAUCCAGGAUUUGGAGUUUAUGUUUUAGGAGGUAAAUUCGUGUUUGUGUAGAUUUACAAUCCUUGUAAUUGGUAGGCAUUUAAUUGUGACAUUUUUUGUGUAAAAACAUAUUUAAUCGGUGUGCCAGAGUAACGAUUGUUCGAACUAACUUGAUGAAGCGUGAACUUGAUUUCUCCUUCUAAAUAUGAUCUGAUGUAAAUAAAACCCAAACGUAUUGACCAAAGCCAA
This is a messenger RNA of Anopheles coluzzii, 1035 nucleotides long. RefSeq lists its product as uncharacterized. The coding region runs from base 227 to 835 and encodes 202 amino acids. The record is from RefSeq and is a predicted model, not a curated record. Lineage: Eukaryota; Metazoa; Arthropoda; Insecta; Diptera; Culicidae. The transcript has 2 exons.